Molecule: messenger RNA, 2586 nt
Organism: Amblyraja radiata (thorny skate)
Lineage: Eukaryota; Metazoa; Chordata; Chondrichthyes; Rajiformes; Rajidae
Product: aldehyde dehydrogenase family 16 member A1
Exons: 17
Coding region: 44-2527 (827 amino acids)
Molecular function (GO): oxidoreductase activity, acting on the aldehyde or oxo group of donors, NAD or NADP as acceptor
Source: RefSeq, a predicted model, not a curated record
CGUUGACCUUCUUCCGGCGGGGUUGCCGUGGCGACGGGCAGUGAUGGCUGACGGCGGCGCGCAGCACAAGGCCAGUGUCAGCGACAUCUUCAGCAACAUGAGUUACGGGCCGGCCCGAGAGAGCCCCGACACCGUGCAGGCCUGGCUGGAUUCUCACAAGCGGUGCUUUGGUCACCACAUUGGAGGCAAAUGGGUGAAGCCAGACAACAGGCAGUUCUACGAGUCCAAAAACCCAGCCACCGGGGAGACUCUGGCCUCCACCACGCAGGGCCAGGACGCAGAUAUAGAUCUGGCAGUAAAUGCAGCAAAGGAAGCGUUUGAUGUGUGGAGCAAGCUUUCUUGUCAUGUGAGAGCGAGGCACCUGUACAGCAUUGCGAGAAAUAUUCAGAAGCAUCAGAGGCUGUUGAGCGUGUUGGAGAGCUUGGACAAUGGGAAGCCGAUUCGCGAGUCUCGGGACUGCGAUAUCCCGCUGGUGGUGCGACACUUCUAUCACCAUGCCGGCUGGGCCCAGCUGAUGAACGUCGAGAUGAGGCCGUGGAAGCCAAUAGGGGUUGUUGCUGCAAUUGUUCCUUGGAAUUUCCCAUUGAUGUUGCUGGCCUGGAAGAUUUGUCCUGCUCUUGCAAUGGGUAACACCGUGGUGUUGAAGCCGGCCACCUACACGCGGCUCACCGCCCUGCUGUUUGCCGAGAUCUGCACCGAGGCCGGCCUGCCGCCCGGGGUCUUCAACGUGGUGACGGGGAAUGGUGCGUUUGGCAGCAAGCUGGCAAUGCACGAAGAUGUGGACAAGAUCGCUUUCACCGGCUCCACUGAGGUCGGGCGGCUCCUCCGGCGUGCCACCGCUGGCACGGGAAAGAAGCUCUCGCUGGAACUCGGUGGGAAGUCUCCCUUCAUUGUGUUUGACACCGCAGAUCUGGACAGCGUGGUGGAAGGUCUGGCAGAUGCCAUUUGGUUCAACCAAGGCCAGGUGUGCAGCGCGGGCUCCAGGCUCCUGAUGCAGGAAUCGAUCGCUGAGCAACUCACGACUCGCCUGAAGCAGCGCAUGCAAUGCCUGCGGGUGGGUGACAGCCUGGAUAAGGGCGUUGACAUGGGCGCACUGGUGGACGAGUCCCAGAUGAAGACAAUCACAGAGUUUGUCGAGGAGGCAAAGAGCGACGGAGCCGAGGUGUUUCAGUUGACUGAAGGGCUGCCACAAAAAGGCCUCUUCUACCCACCCACCCUCAUCACCAACGUGAACACCGCAUCCCGCGUGGUUCGUGAAGAGAUAUUUGGGCCGGUUUUGGUAGCCAUGACUUUCCGUACUGCGAAGGAGGCCAUUGCCCUGGCAAACAACUCUCCAUAUGGACUUGCUGGCAGCGUAUGGACUGAGAACCUGCCGCUGGCACUGGAGGUGGCCAUGAGUUUGAAGGCUGGGUCAGUCUGGGUGAAUGGACACAACAUCUUUGACGCUGCGGCUGGAUUUGGUGGCUACAAAGAGAGUGGCUUCGGACGAGACGGCGGUAAAGAGGGCUUGUACGAGUACGUGAGACCCUCCUGGGAGGAGCGGCCCAGACCGAAGCCGGUGGAGGUCAAAUACAAGACGUUUGCGGCUCUGCACGGAGUGGAUCUUCCACCCAUCCCAGGACAAGUUGCACAGCCGUCGGACCCGUCGGAGCCCGACGCUCGCCCAAGUGUUGACCGGACCUACAAGGUUUACUACGGGGGCGCCCAGAAGAGGCCCUACAGCAUGUACUCGCGGCCCAUUUUCGACCACGACGGCCAGUACGUGGCCUACGUCGGCGACUGCAACAGGAAGGACGUCCGGAAUGCGGUGGAGGCAGCCCAUGCCGCAGCUCCAGGCUGGGGCAAGCGAGCGGCCCACAACCGGGCUCAGAUCAUCUACUACGUGGCGGAGAACCUGGAGCAACGGCGGGACGAGAUGUCGCACAGUCUGAGUAGACUGACGGGCAUGACCGUGGAGGAGGCCGGGGCCGAAGUGGAAGCCUGCAUCGAGCGGCUGUUCUACUGGGCCGCCUACAGUGACAAGUAUGGGGGCACUGUCCAGGAAACUCAGCUCUACGGUGCCACCAUCAUGGUUCGGGAGCCCAUCGGUGUGAUAGCCAUUGCAUGCCCCGAUGAGAACCCUCUGCUCAACUUUGUGAGUCUCUUUGCACCGGCAGUCGUUCGAGGGAAUGUGGUCGUUAUUGUUCCCAGCGAGCUGUAUCCUCUGCCAGCCUUGGAACUCUACCAGGUCUUUGAAACUUCAGAUCUCCCUGCCGGUGUGGUGAAUAUUCUGACUGGAUCACGGGAUCAUCUGAGCAAAACGCUGGUUGAGCACCAGGAUGUCCAAGCCAUGUGGUACUUUGGCUCUGCAAAGGGGUCGAAGUUUGUCGAGUGGUCGUCGGCUGAGAAUCUGAAGCGGACCUGGGUGAAUUACGGUGUCCCGCGACUCUGGUGUCACACCCGCCAGGGAUCCGGGGAGGAGUUCCUCUAUCACGCAACACAGUGCAAGAACGUCUGGAUCCCAAUGGGGGAAAUCUUUGCCAACUAGACCCAGUGUCGUCCAGACAACCCAACCUGUCCAGGCGUAACCAUCCGUUCCUAUGCGGC